This is a messenger RNA of Aspergillus chevalieri, 381 nucleotides long. RefSeq lists its product as uncharacterized. The coding region runs from base 1 to 381 and encodes 126 amino acids. NCBI's taxonomy places the organism in Eukaryota, Fungi, Ascomycota, Eurotiomycetes, Eurotiales, Aspergillaceae. The record is from RefSeq and is a predicted model, not a curated record. The transcript has a single exon.
AUGUCCUACGCAGUUUACCUCAUCAUCGAAACCAGCAUCCCACUGGACCACCACGCUCUCUUCGUCGAAACCAACGAAGCAGGCCCCCAAACCGGCCAUGUCUACAACGUCAAAGGCGACAUCCAGAACGGCAUGGUGUAUGAAGCAAAAACCACCGAAGAGCCGGAGAAAUCGCCCGUCUUCGCUGAGAAGAAACGCAUCGGAAGCGUUUCCAAGGAUGAUUACCCUCGCUUCAUUGCUGUUUGCCAGAGCAUCCCCGUUCCGAAGAAGCAGUUCGAGGGGGCUAGACGGUUGUAUCCUAAGGAGCCGUUAAGACGGUGUCAGGAGUGGGCGAGGGAGGCUAUUGAUCAUCUAGUGGAGCAAAAGGUCGUGCUGGAGUGA